Molecule: messenger RNA, 1320 nt
Organism: Recurvomyces mirabilis
Lineage: Eukaryota; Fungi; Ascomycota; Dothideomycetes; Mycosphaerellales; Teratosphaeriaceae
Exons: 2
Coding region: 1-1320 (439 amino acids)
Source: RefSeq, a predicted model, not a curated record
AUGAAGCGAUCUGUCGAAAACGAGGUUCCCGAUGAUGGGUCGCGCAAAGCGAUACGUCUGUCGGACGGAGUAAUACCACCUCCCCAAUCACUUACCCGGCCAGACAAAGAAUUGGUGCUUGGCCAUGUCUACAACGCCUGUGAUCUAUACGAUGAGCUAUUGCCCUAUGUUGGUCGGCAAUCUCGUGAGGGUAGUAAGCGAGCACAAGCGGUUGUCGAAGUCACUGACGCUAUCCACGACAUACUGGCUGACGCGCAGCGCAAAAUCGACGAGCAGUGGGACAAGCUGUUGCAAGCGACGAGGGAAUUCGCGGCUCAUGCCGUCCAGGGCUCUUAUGCAUAUGAAAGAGGGAACCUGCUAUCUCUAUCUACGUCUACUCUUGAAACGACUCUUCUGUACAUGGACUGCUCGGACAAGAAGCGGUACACGACCUACGCCUGCAAGAUACUUCGAGAGUCAGCUACCAUAGAACCGCUUGACGAAGAAGACGGCUUCCAGUACUACGACGGUCAGCGGAUUGUAAAGGUAUCUGCACCGCACCCGUACAUCGAGAAAGCAAUGAAAGUUGUGGGCGGAACGAUCGGUGACCUCAACCCAAGUGGUACGCUGCGCGCUUUGAUCACCCUUUACACGACUCUUGGACCGGGGUGCGUGCGGGUCCGCAUGGGUGAGCGUUCACGAGCCCGAAGCUGUGUUGAUCGUGCUAUACGUGCGCUCGUCGACCCGAGCAACAUACAACCACAAAAUAUCGAGUGUCAUCAAGGCGACUGCGAAGGGGGCAAUCAUCAGACAUGUUUCCGCUCUAUUGAAGUCGGUCGAUUGAGAUGGAUGGAGGAUCCAGACAUGACAGGACCCCCGAGCUACUGGGACUUCGCUUCGGUUUUGCGCGAGCUGAAAGCGAGCUACUCGGAGGCUACAUGCGAGUACGACGGCGACAGAAGUGACGAAGCUGACGAAGAUGAGUCAUACACCCGCGCAUGCUUCCACAAAGACAGUAUCGACUUGCUGGAGUGGCUACAGAAGAAGGCAUGGCAGGAGGUUCGCACCAAAGUCGCGACUACCGCUGGUAGUCGACUUCCUGUUGAAUUGGUCGAUCAGAUCAUGGAAUGUGCUUUGCACGCUGAGAGCAUUCCGCUUGAGCCUACUGUACGCACCAUGCGGGAGCCUGAAACUCCGGAAUCGGUUAGCAAGUAUGGCUUUACAUAUUUCAAGCAGAAAGUGUUGAAGCAGGAAUAUGAAUGCGAGACUACGAAAAAUCCAUCUUACGAUAUUCGCCCCGAACUCGGUUGGGUUGAGACCAGGCUCGACGAUGGUAUCUAG